Messenger RNA from Aspergillus ochraceoroseus IBT 24754, 255 nucleotides. Its product is annotated as DPY30/SDC1 family protein. The record is from RefSeq and is a predicted model, not a curated record. The transcript has 2 exons. NCBI's taxonomy places the organism in Eukaryota, Fungi, Ascomycota, Eurotiomycetes, Eurotiales, Aspergillaceae. The annotation marks the transcript as partial.
AUGGCAAACGAUUCAACCCCUACAAGCACAGCCGCAGGCGGAGCAGCGAAUACCCCCGCGGCGGAAUCGAAUGUCUCCGCAAAUACGCCCAUGCGACCUGGAGGCGCGCCGGCUCGUGUGUACAUGAACGAGAAGAUCGUCCCGUAUCUCUUGGAAGGGAUGAAGAAUGUUACGAAGGAACAACCUCCCAAUCCUCUGCGCGUGCUGGGCGAAUUCCUCAUUCAGAAGAGUAAUGAGGUGGAAGGUGCACCGUCC